AUGAGCCGCCAGCUGUACGCAGUCCUGCGUGGAGCAGUGCGCCUGCCAAAUGCAUCCAGCUCGGCUCGUCAUCACGCCCGACUCACGAUCUUCGUGAUCUCCAUCGUCGUCGUGGCCUUCAACCUUAGAUUGGUAUUCCGUGACUUCCAGAUGUACCUUUCACCUAUCGUGCCUGUGAUCUUUCUCGGUAUUUGCCCCCUCUUCCUCUUGGCCUCCUACUGCUUCCGGGACAUCCCGAGCAAGGCUUUCCCCCAUAUCAUCGAUGACGCCCGGGCCAGCGACGUCUUCUUGCAGCUGGUGCUUUAUGCACACGUCGCCUUCUACUUGUUCCCUUUAGUGCUCUUUGGCGCUUCGCAAACCAUCGCCGAAAGCUUGGUCGUGAAUGUGUUGACAUAUUCAACGGCCUACCUUCCCUUGUUGGAAGAUGAUCGCCUCCUCACCUGUAUCUUCGGCACCUACGCAGUCUUUGCCGGCGUAGUCGCCUUUGCGUCGGAGACAUCCUUCACAGAAGGGAUGAAGCACAUGCUCCUUCAAAACUGCGGCUACGCGUUCCUGAGCCGAUUCCUCGUCUUCUCCUUCGACUCACGCUUCUCACCUACUGCAUCGCAGCUGCAUGUUGAUGUGCACAAGGCUCUUCUCACAGCGCCUCCUCAUCAUAGCUCGGCAUCACGCCGCAGCUUGGAGGAUCUCCUUGACUUCACUCGCCGCGAAGGGGGACCCAAAAGCCUGGCAAAGUUAAUGGUGAUCUACCAGGGCCGGGCGCGGCGGAAGGAGGAGCUCGUCGCCCAGCUCUUCUUCUUGUAUCACUGCCGCGUCGACAAGCAGCUGGACGCCGGAAUCCUUCGCAUCCUCAUCGGACUCCUUGGGCUAGAGAUGAGCCACAGAGGUCCUGUCCAUGACCCAGACGGAUUGCUUCAUGAAGUUGGCUCGUCUGAGGCUUCGUGCAUGGGUGUAUCGAGUUUGGGAAGUGCGAGUAAGUCCACGGCAUCGGGCACGACGCAGACCACGGCAGAGCGCUUGCGACGUCGCGCCUGGGCUAUGCUGGCCUGA
This is a messenger RNA of Symbiodinium sp. CCMP2456, 1050 nucleotides long. The record is from the annotation of a GenBank genome assembly. NCBI's taxonomy places the organism in Eukaryota, Dinophyceae, Suessiales, Symbiodiniaceae.